GUCAUGUGACCAGAAGCAAGGCAUGUCCUGUCACCUGACCUGAGCUCAUGUGACUGCUGUGCAUAGUUACUGUAUAUAGAAAAGUGGAGCACUGAGUGAGGAGUAUGGAGCGGGUGUGAUGGACAGCUGAAGGCUACAGACCUGGCUACUGGCCCAGUAUUAGGCGAUGCCUUCCAACAAGUCAGUGUCUGAUGCCCCCAUCACCCAGUUCAGGAACUGCAGGAUCCUCAGGGACCAUAAGCUGCAGUGGGAGGAUCUGUGGGUGCGGCAGGGGAAGAUUCUUGACCCCGAGAAGCUGUUCUUUGACGAGAAAGGGGUAGCUGAUGCCCAGGUGGACUGUCGGGGGAGGAUCAUUGCACCUGGAUUCAUUGACACCCAGAUCAAUGGAGGGUUUGGUGUGGACUUUUCCCAGGAAACAGAUGAUGUGAGAGCUGGGCUUUCUCUGGUCGCUGGUAACAUCCUGUCUCAUGGCGUCACCUCUUUCUGCCCAACCCUGGUGACCUCCCCCGCGUCUGUCUACCACAAGGUGCUGCCUCAGAUAUCUGUGACGGAUGGUGGGCCGCACGGAGCCGGAGUGUUGGGUGUCCACCUGGAGGGUCCGUACAUCAGCGCAGAGAAGAAGGGAGCCCACCCUGAGCAUUGUCUGCGCUCUUUCAGUGAGAAGGGUUUCUCCGAGCUCCUGGACACCUAUGGGACGUUGGAAGGAGUCAGCAUUGUCACACUCGCCCCUGAGAUGGGUCGGAGCCAGGAGGUGAUCACAGAACUGGUGCGGCGCGGGAUAUGUGUCUCCUUAGGGCACUCAGUGGCCAAUCUGUCUCAGGCUGAAGACGCCGUAAGCUGCGGUGCCUCGUUUAUUACGCACCUCUUCAACGCCAUGCUGCCGUUCCACCACCGCGACCCUGGCAUUGUGGGGCUACUGACGAGUGAUCGCAUCCCAGCCGGAAGGACGGUUUAUUAUGGGAUGAUUGCAGACGGAAUCCACACCAAUCCCGCCGCACUUCGGAUAGGCCAUCGUGCCCACCCCAAUGGCCUGGUGCUAGUGACAGAUGCCAUCACGGCCAUGGGCCUUGGGCCCGGGAGACACACUCUGGGUCAGCAGGAAAUACUCAUUGAUGGGUAUAACGCAUACGUGGCUGGUACUUGUACGCUGGCGGGCAGCAUAGCUACCAUGGAGACAUGUGUAAAGCACUUCCAUGAAGCCACAGGUUGUACCGUGGAAGAGGCUCUAGAAGCUGCGUCUCUUCAUCCAGCAAAAGUCCUUGGCCUACAGCACCGCAAGGGAACUCUGGAUUUCGGUUCAGAUGCAGAUUUCGUGCUGCUGGAUGACAAUCUGGAUGUGAAAGCAACCUACAUAGCAGGCCAGGGUGUAUGGAUUUCCUUGGCUGUGUCCUAAAAUGUGACAGUGUGAUGACUUAACCUGGGAUCAGCACCAUAGCACCUCCCCUGCCACUGUGCCUUAUACUAGCUGCUAUUGGUGCAUGACCUUAUAUUGGCCACAAGAUGUCGCCAGAGUGCUGGUUACACCAGUGAUGCCAAAUGCCUGGCCCUCAUUUCUCUUUAUCAAACCCAUUUACUUUCUGUAACAAGAAGGGUAUUGCGGCUAAUUCACUAGGAGCUAGUGUCGUCACAGAGUCCGUGCAAUACUUUGUGCUAGCAUUGUCCAUCGAGGGGUUAACCAUCACUGGUUUCAGUCUUGCGUGCGCAAAUUAAAGGAGCACGCACAAUACAGCAAAACAAUUGGUUACUGUAUUCACCAUCGGAAUUCCCCCAUUGUUUCUAACAACAAUGACCAUUGGGAGGAAGCCAUCGAUGGUCAGUGUGAAUCAUAGUUUGUGCAGUGAGCGGCUGAAGCAUGGCUGCCUUCUUUCUCCAUAAGUGCCAGACGCAGGCUAUUCUGAUGUUACUUCAUUAUGUUGGGUUCUCUACACUCCUUCUAUAGUGGUAGCAUUUUGCUGGGAGCUAUAUGAACAUUUGCACAUGUAUUACACAUAGGACGGGAUGUAAUUAAUUCUUUUAAAGGGGCAAUCAUGAACAAGACGUGGUUUAGCCUUGUACACGAUUGCCCCUUUAAAAAAAAAAGCAGGCUUCAUCAUAUAUCGGCUAUAGAGUUCUCCAAAGCCCAAAUGCAGUCAGUCAGCAGAUAUAUAGAGAGCUUAGAACAUUGUAUUUUGUAAAAUCAUGUAUAACACAUUAAGAAAAAUAAAAUUGUCACUAUAAAUGACA
Messenger RNA from Pseudophryne corroboree (corroboree frog), 2223 nucleotides. RefSeq names its product N-acetylglucosamine-6-phosphate deacetylase-like. The record is from RefSeq and is a predicted model, not a curated record. Gene Ontology annotation, biological process: N-acetylglucosamine catabolic process. Bases 167 to 1393 code for a protein of 408 amino acids. Lineage: Eukaryota; Metazoa; Chordata; Amphibia; Anura; Myobatrachidae. Gene Ontology annotation, molecular function: N-acetylglucosamine-6-phosphate deacetylase activity. The transcript is spliced from 11 exons.